AUGAAGACAGCGAUGAGAGACCCCAUACUAGGUCUGGAACAGGCUGGGACGACCACCAGGAGAUUAUGCCUGACUUGCAAGAAUCAGGAGGAUUCCCGGACCAAGACGGCGAUGAUGUGUUUCUGGACGCGUCGGAUAAAUUUGACGACUCUCCUGUGUCAGCACCAGUGGUUAGCCCAAGGGAUUUCAAGAAUUUGUAUGAAGAUGACUUUUCCGACGAACCUAUUGCUUCUUCUUCGCGGGAUGUUCCUCGCCCUUCUGCUCCCUUCAAUCAGACUACUCACGUUGGUUCUGACGUUUCCCAAUCUCCAAGAAGAUCGGUUCCAAAUUACCAGCCCCGACCUGUGUUUGUCAAGGAGUCUGCGCCCGAUCCUGAUGGGCCCUCUGACAGCAGCUCUGGCGAGCGACGACGACGACAACAACAAGCCCAACCGGGACAAAGGCAAGGCUCCAGCUUCCAGCAGCGACGACAUUUCUGAAUCUGAGUUUGACCCAUCAUAUUCCCCUCCUUCGGAAGGCCCCGCUACUACUUGGGAAAAACGACAAGUUGCUUCUCUGGACCGAUCUGUGUGGGCGGAGGAGUCGGUGCCCAAUCCUGAAGGGUCCUCCAGCAACAGCUUUGGCGAGGAAAACCGCAGAAAAGAAUCCACCCACGACAGCAAAAAUAACGGCAGCGACGUCCCCAACAACUCCAUCCCCCAGGUACAUGGUGCCAACGGAAGCUUGAAUGCGGCGUUUGAGCUUGAGCAACCCACCCCCGAUUUACCUGGUUCUGACGUUGUCGAUGACCCCCGUGGCUCCGAAGCUAGUCUUGCCCGUGAUAUCCCGACUGACCAGAACACUGCGAACAAACCCUCUAUAAGAUUGACGAGGGAGCUCGAGUCACUUACACGACAAAAGGCCAAGGCCAAGCUCAACCCCGGGAACAACAAACGCCUUCAAGGUACAGCAGGUAAAAGAACUAGGAAAGGAGGCGCAAAGCGAAACCGAAAGGUUAUUAAAGAUGUCAUUCAGGGUGUUACUAAGCCUGCUCUCCGACGAAUUGCGCGCCGUGGCGGUGUGAAGCGAAUCUCCACCCAGAUGUACCAGGAGAGCCGAACCAUGCUGAAAAUCUUUCUUGAGAAUCUCAUUAAAGAUGCGGUUGCCUACACCGAGCACGACCGUCGACAGAUUGUCACCGCCCUGGAUGUUGUCUAUGUUGCCAAGCGACGGGGUCGCCCCCUUUAUGGCUACAGUUGGAGCAGGUAA
Messenger RNA from Yarrowia lipolytica CLIB122, 1248 nucleotides. Lineage: Eukaryota; Fungi; Ascomycota; Dipodascomycetes; Dipodascales. The record is from RefSeq and is a predicted model, not a curated record.